GCCAGAGUGCGUCUCGGCGGCGCCGCCAUUUUGUGCUGUCCGACCGCUUUGCGCUGGUCCCUUUUCCCCUCAGCACCGCGGCGGCCCCAUGGCGGAGUGUCAGUCAGCAGCCGGGCCGGGCGAGCCCGCGCUCCUGGGCGGAGGGGUGGCUCCUGGCUCAGAGUCCGAGACCCGGCGGCUGAGCGAGCUGCGCGUGAUCGACCUGCGGGCCGAGCUCAAGCGCCGCAACCUGGACAGUGGCGGCAACAAGAGCGUCCUCAUGGAGCGGCUCCGCAAGGCCAUUGAGGAGGAAGGGGGAAAUCCUGAAGAGAUUCCAGUCGUUUCAGAGAUAACGGUCAAGAAAACUCCAAAAAGAAGCAGCAAAGGGCGCAAACCAGAGGAAGAGGGUGUUGAAGAUAAUGGACUGGAGGAGGAUUCUGGAGAUGGACAGGAGGAUAUUGAAGCAAGUUUGGAUAACUUGCAGGAUAUUGACAUGAUGGAUAUUAGUGUGUUAGAUGAAGCUGAAAUAGAUAAUGGCAGUGCUGUAGAUUGCGGAGAGGAUUACAGUGCUGAUAAUAUUCUUGACUCACUGUCUGAUAGUAAAGAAAAUGAUGAUGCAGAAAUGAAAGAACUUCCAGAUCAGCCUACAGAAUAUCCUGUAGGUAACUUGGAGGCAUCUCCGCAAUUAUCAGAAAUUAAAGAAGAAUCAAGAGAAAUACCAGUAGUGAUGGCAGAGAGUGAAGAUGUUGGGAACUGUUUAGAUGCUACUUCAUCUGAUUUGAUUAUUGUAAAGGAAAUUGAAGAACUGCCUUUGGAGCCAGAAAAUGAGAAAAUACUCGACAUUUUGGGGGAAACUUGUAAAUCUGAGCCACUUAACGAAGACAAUUCCGAAGUGGAGCAGCCAUUUGCACAGGAAGGAAGUAACGUGGUGCCAGGCAGAAAGCUAGCGGAGGAAGAGGACGCUCUUGCUGCCGCUGAGUCGGAGGAAGAGGCCUUAGCUUUGGACAGCAAAUCGGCCCCAGCGGUGGCAAGGAAGGAGGCAAAGCGUUUAGUUGUAGCGAAAGGGGAGACAAGUGAACAGACAAUAGAGGAAGAGAAACCGGAGGACUCUGAAUGUUUAGGAGUAGACCCCGUAAGCGAUCAGAGUAGCAAAGCCUCCCAAGGCCCGGAAGCCUCUAGUGGGGAAACAGCGGAUACAGGCGCGGGUGCCGAAACCAAAGAUAGUAAAGAAGAUGCCAAGAAACCCGAAGACAAAGCUAAUGCUGAAGACUCAUCCGCUACUAAAGAGUCCUCUACCAAUGAGGGCGGUGAUCAGAAAAAGAGCUCUAUUGAGGAUGCAGAGACAAAGACAGUCUCAAAAGAUGAGAAAGGUCGUGCAAGUAGCAGUUCUGGUAGAAAUUUGUGGGUUAGUGGACUUUCCUCUUCUACCAGAGCUACGGACUUGAAGAACCUUUUCAGCAAGUAUGGAAAGGUGGUUGGUGCAAAAGUAGUAACUAACGCUCGCAGUCCUGGUGCUCGCUGUUACGGUUUUGUUACAAUGUCCACAUCUGAGGAAGCAACUAAAUGUAUUAGUCACCUCCACAGAACAGAGCUACAUGGAAAAAUGAUCUCUGUAGAAAAAGCAAAAAAUGAACCAGCUGGGAAAAAACCUUUAGACAAAAAAGAAAAUGAAGUAAAGAAGGAAAAAGACAGACACCAUUCUACAGAUUCCAAGUCUGAAAAGUCUGUCAAUAUUAAAAAGGAUGAGAAGACCGACAAGAAAGAUGAUGCUAAGAAAAUGGAAAAAGAUGGCAAAGAUGAAAAAGAAGGAAAAGAGAAAGAUGAACAGAAAGCAGGAGUCACGGAUCGCUCAAGGAUAAGCAAAUCAGGAAGUCGAGGAACUGAAAGGACAGUGGUGAUGGAUAAAUCCAAAGGAGAACCAGUUAUUAGUGUGAAAACUUCUACUACAUCAAAAGAAAGAAGCACUAAGAGCCAGGACCGCAAAUCGGAGAGCAAAGAGAAACAAGAUAUCUUGUCAUUUGAUAAAAUCAAAGAACAGCGAGAACGUGAACGCCAGCGACAGAGAGAACGAGAAAUCAGAGAAACAGAAAGACGACGGCGAGAGCAAGAACGGCGAGAGAGAGCACAACGUCUUCAAGCCAUUCAUGAACGGGAUGAAAGACAGAGGCUCCAGAGAGAGCGGGAGCGACUUGAAUUUCAAAGGCAACGUCUUGACAGGGAACGUAUGGAGAGGGAGAGACUGGAAAGAGAGAGGAUGCAUAUAGAGCAAGAGAGGAGAAGAGAACAGGAGCGCAUUCAACGGGAGAGAGAGGAGCUGCGGCGCCAGCAAGAACAACUGCGCUACGAACAAGAGCGGCGGUCUGCACUGAGACGACCAUAUGACCCUGAUGGAAGGCGGGAUGAUCCGUAUUGGCCAGAGGCGAAACGAAUGGCGAUGGAUGAUAGAUACCACUCUGACUUCAGCCGCCAAGAGCGCUUCCAUGAUUUUGACCACAGGGAACGUGGCCGUUACCAAGACCAUUCUAUAGACAGGAGAGAAGGUUCAAGGGGAAUACCAGAUAGAGAUUCACAGCAUUAUCCAGAUGAGCGGCAUGGAGGACCAGACCGCCAUUCAAGGGAUGCACGAGACAGUUGGGGCAGCUACGGGUCUGACAGAAGAAUGAGCGAAGGGAGAGGGAUCCCCCCACAGUCCCGAGAUGGACGUGACUGGGGAGAUCAUGGUCGAAAGUUAGAGGGGCAUCAAGAUCGUUCAUGGCAGGGAAAUGUGGAUGGAGGAAUGAUGGGACGGGAUCAUGAGAGAUGGCAAGGUGGUGAAAGAGGUAUGCCUGGUCAGUCAGGACCAGGCCAUGUGAUGAAUCGAGGAGGAAUGUCAGGGCGUGGGGGCUUCAUUCAGGGUGGAAACCAGAACCAGAUGAUGCAGAGUAGUGGAAUGCAAGGGUUCGCAGGGCAGGACAGAGCAAACAGACCCAACGAUCCACGCUUCACCCGCCGCUACUGAAAAUUUUAAUUUUCUUUGAAUGCAAGAUGGCGACAGUGGUGAAUUCUGUUACCCAGGGUCACCGUCAAUUUAUGUAAUUAAAGAAAUUGCUGCCAUAUUGUAGCUGAAAUAUUAUGUGAACUCAUUUGUUUGUUCAGCUUUUUUUUGUAAUAAAUGUGUUCUUGUUCCAACACCACUUAAGUUUCUGUUAAUGAAACAUUCCAUUUUUCAUAAAUAAUAAAACCAGUUUACAGCUAA
Molecule: messenger RNA, 3214 nt
Organism: Alligator mississippiensis (American alligator)
Lineage: Eukaryota; Metazoa; Chordata; Crocodylia; Alligatoridae
Product: scaffold attachment factor B1
Exons: 21
Coding region: 89-2977 (962 amino acids)
Biological process (GO): regulation of mRNA processing; regulation of transcription by RNA polymerase II
Cellular component (GO): nucleus
Molecular function (GO): sequence-specific DNA binding; RNA binding
Source: RefSeq, a predicted model, not a curated record